AUGCAACUUUCAGCUGUCCUCAUCACGGUCCUCAGCUUCACCGCAACCGCCCUGCCCACCAGCAGCCCAGCCACCGUAGAGCGCCGCGACUAUACCUUCUGGUCCACCGUCUCGGAUGAGGGCUUCUACGCCGCGGCAAGUCCCCCAGACUACUACGAGGACCAAAUACUCCAGUUCCAGCCGUCGGGGGCUAAAGGAACCGCCUCGCUCGUCGCCAAGUUCCCCGCCGGCUUUGCCAUUUCUCAAUCGGGUGCUGCCGCCAUCGACAUCUACACGCGCACCUCGGGCGGCUUGGGAACCAAGAUCGGCACUGCUGGGCCGUUGCCUGUGUCUGGUGGAAAGAUCACCACAGCCGUAAAUACCGUCAUCGCCAACUUCGCCGCAACGAGUGAUCUGGUGUUCGAGUUCAGGAUUGCGAGCGAGACUGAGAAUGGGAGUCUCCAGUUCUUUGAGACGGCUGAUGCUGGAUUCUUUGUGCGAACUGAGACUGCUUAA
Molecule: messenger RNA, 495 nt
Organism: Pseudomassariella vexata
Lineage: Eukaryota; Fungi; Ascomycota; Sordariomycetes; Amphisphaeriales; Pseudomassariaceae
Exons: 1
Coding region: 1-495 (164 amino acids)
Source: RefSeq, a predicted model, not a curated record